UUUAAAAAAAAAAAAAAUAUCACGAAAUACACUGCAACCGUUUUACAACAAGGAAGGGGAGAAAGAUUAAGGAGGUGAAUUAAAGAAGACAACCUGCGAUUAGCUUCUUCUUAAUUAUCAUUUGUUUGUUUCGCUAAUUAUAAGAAUGGAAUGGUCCCCAAAAUAUGCUGCCAAUGCAUAUCUUGACACCCUAAAGUUGUGUGGCAAACACAAGCAGAUGUGCAAUUCAUGUACUGGAACACAAGAACCGGAGUGCAACGAGUUCUUAUCAGCCUUAGCAGCUGGAAUGAGCGCCAAGCUAAUAGUCGAAGUCACCACCGAAGGCUCAUCAACGGUGGCCUUAGCUGCUGCAGCUCGGCAAACAGGGGGCAAAUUAGUGUGCAUUAUUCCCGAGCUAAACCUUGAUAAAACGCAAAAAGUAAUUCAAGAAACGGGGCUAAACGACAUGGUAGAGUUCAAAACAGGUGACCCUGUUGAGGUCUUGCACAAUUACGAGAACAUUGAUUUCUCGUUAGUUGAUUGCAAGACGAAUGAUUAUGACAUGUUGAUGGAGAAGCUCGACGUUAAUCCCAAAAGAUCGGUGGUUGUUACAAAUAAUGUAGAAGGGAGAAAAGGGGUAGGAGGACAGUUGAAGAAAGUGGAGAAUAAAGUAAAGGUAAGGUCACUACAGCAUCCGAUUGGUAAAGGCUUAGAGGUAACUAUGAUUGGGAAAAGCACUGAGUUUGGGAAGAAAGAAAUGAGAAGCAAAUCAGGAUGUUAUGCUCAUUUAAAGAGAGGAGGACAGAAACAGAAUGGACAUGUAGUGAAGAAGGGUGAUAAGAGCAAAUGGGUUUUUGCUGUUGAUGAAAAAAGUGGUGAAGAACAUAUUUAUAGGAUGCCAAAAUCAUCUGGACCUUGAUUCAUUGGUAAUUCUAAUUAACAUGGUUCUAUGAAACUCUGAUUGAGUUCUCAGAGAAAUGAGAAUAUUGGUGGCUUUAUGGAUUUCAGAACUAAUUUUACAAAUGAAAGUGCAGCAUUUGAUCCUUGAAAUUAUAUGGUAUGCUAUCUAUACUAUAAGAGAACGCUUGCUUUUAGGAGUGAUCUUUCGCUAUUAUUGAGAAGAUAAACAAGCUUACUUACUAAUAAAGCGGCCAGCAGCACCUUAUUUUUUAAAGUCAACUUUCUCCCUUUCAAAUGAAGGGAGGAGAAAUGUGAAGGCACGUCUAAGAUGAAGUUGCUCCAAGCAUUGUAGACAAACUGAGAGUUCUUUUAAUUUUUCUUUUCUUUUAUACCCUUUUUUCUAAUUUCUAUUCCCCCCCCCCCCCCCCCCCCUCUCUUUUUCAUUUGCCUUUUCGUGCCUAAGGAGAAAAAGGGGCAGUGGAAUUUGGUGGUUGUAUUUAGAAUGGUCGAUAGUGAUUACAUUGUAAUUUGUCUCUUGUUGCUUUGUUAUGUACUCCAAAGACAAAAUUCAGGAUUUUAACUUACUGCGUCUGGAAUAUCAUUGUACUUAUUAUGGUAUACUCUAAAA
Molecule: messenger RNA, 1507 nt
Organism: Lycium ferocissimum
Lineage: Eukaryota; Viridiplantae; Streptophyta; Magnoliopsida; Solanales; Solanaceae
Exons: 2
Coding region: 146-898 (250 amino acids)
Molecular function (GO): S-adenosylmethionine-dependent methyltransferase activity
Source: RefSeq, a predicted model, not a curated record